Messenger RNA from Acanthosepion pharaonis, 459 nucleotides. The record is from the annotation of a GenBank genome assembly. Lineage: Eukaryota; Metazoa; Mollusca; Cephalopoda; Sepiida; Sepiidae.
AUGUUUUUCCAAAUUUUUUUUCUCAUUUCUAUCUCUCUCUCUCUCUCUUUCUCUGUCAGCGUCUUCCUAUCAAUCUCUUUUCAUUUCUCUCCUUCUCAGCGUCUUUCUAUCAGUCUUUCUUUUCAUUUUUUUUUCUUUCUUUCACCUCCAAAAUCUUCUGAUCUUGAGUUCAUCAAAUCUAUUUUCAUGUCUCCGUUGAGUCUCUUUCAUUCUUUUUUUAUUCUCUUUGCUUUUCUCUUUCGUUCUCUCUCUCUCUCUCUUGGUCUACCACUUUGGUUUUCCAGAAACACUCUAUCUCUCUCGCGUUGUCUCUUUAACCGUUUCCAUUUCUUCAUCAUUUCCUCUUUCUCUUUCUCUCUCGAUUCCCCCACUUUGUCCCUCCUCCCAUUCUCUCAUUUCUAUUCCCCCUCUCCUGGUUUAAUUCCUGUAUUUGCUUCUCUUUCCUCCUCCUUUCUAUAG